AGGCCGCCCGGCAGCUGGCGAGGCUGGCGCAGCGCACGGGGCGCGGGAGCCGCGCGGGCCGGAGCGGAGCGCGCUCACAGUCCGCCCGCCUCCGCUCCGCCUCCGUCCAGGGCGCGGGCGAGGUGGCCGGGGCGGGGGAGCGCAGGGGGCAGGGCCGCGGCGGCGAGGCCGGGGGGCGGGGAGGAGCAGGUCCGAUAAAAAUCGGCUCGGCGGCCCCACCCCGCGGCAGGCAGGCGGGCAGGCUUGGCGCGUGUCUUCCGUCCGGCCCGCGCCGGCGGCGGGGAGGCGGCGCGCGGCCCGCAGCCAGCCCAUGGAGGCUUUCCCCUGGUCGCCCCGCCGCGGCCGCGCCCCCGCGCCCAUGGCGCUCGUGCCCAGCGCCCGCUACGUGAGCGCCCCGGGCCCGGCGCAUCCGCAGCCCUUCAGCUCCUGGAACGACUACCUGGGGCUCGCCACGCUCAUCACCAAGGCGGUGGACGGCGAGCCGCGCUUCGGCUACGCCCGCGGUGGGAACGGCGGCGGCGGCUCCCCGCCCUCCUCCUCCCACUCGUCCUGCUGCUCCCCACACGGGGGAGCCGGGCCCGGGGCGCUGGAGCCAGCGCUGGGACCGCCCGACUACGACGAAGACGACGACGACGACAGCGACGAGCCGGGGUCCCGGGGCCGCUACCUGGGGGGCGCGCUGGAGCUGCGCGCACUGGAGCUCUGCACUGGCCCCGCCGAGGCCGGGCUGCUGGAGGAGCGCUUCGCCGAGCUGAGCCCGUUCGCGGGUCGCGCUGCCGCCGUGCUGCUGGGCUGUGCGCCCGCCGCCGCCACCGCCACCGCCACCACCACCACCACCGGCGAGGCGACGCCGCGCGAAGAGCGGGCCCCGGCGUGGGCGGCAGAGCCCCGGCUGCACGCGGCCUCCGGGGCGGCGGCCUCCCGGCUGCUGAAGCCGGAGCUGCAGGUGUGCGUGUUCUGCCGGAACAACAAGGAGGCGAUGGCGCUCUACACCACCCACAUCCUCAAGGGCCCCGACGGGCGAGUGCUGUGCCCUGUGCUGCGCCGCUACACGUGUCCCCUCUGCGGCGCCAGCGGCGACAACGCGCACACCAUCAAGUACUGCCCCCUCUCCAAAGUGCCGCCGCCGCCGCCCGCCCGCCCGCCGCCCCGCAGCGCCAGGGACUGCCCACCCGGUAAGAAGCUGCGCUGAGGACCCUGGCUCUCGGCUCCCCAGGGUCGCUACUGCCGCCCCUCGAACCGCUCGGUCUGCGCAGCAUCUCGCCCCUGGCUCAGCAGUCAGCUCGACUUGGGACGUCGUCCUGGUUUCUCAAAAGCAGCGACCGUGUGGAGUACUUUCGUGCGGAGCGGUUGGGACUAGACGCUGAAAUUCCCGUUUGUCUUCAGUUUCUAGUUUGCACAUCCAGAACGGCGAAGGCUGGGUGUGUAUUCCACUAACUGAAAUAUGGCAACAUAGAGGCGCUGUUUAUUUACUGUAUACGUCGACCUAUUUUAGAUGCGCGUCAGUAUGAAAUUGUCUCAAUCUAAUCUUGGAUGUUUCAUUUUAUGAAUGGAGGCACUUUACUAGGUCUAGAAUAUUUUUUUAAAAGCCUCUGAACUGAGCUUAAAACUGGCGAUUUUAUGAAAUGUCGGCAAAGUGACUAUUUUAUUGUUUGAAGCGAGUAAUACUCUUAGUUGUCCUUAAAAAUCAGUUACUCUAAUUCCAGAUGAAGCAAGCCCCUGGUAGCAUCACCCUUAUGAGAAGUGAAGGUUUUGUAAACUUUCCAGUAUUAAUUUGGGCGGGUAUUCCCUCCUUGUGGCUUGUUUCUGUCCUAGCUGGAGGUGUAAGAUGCACAGUCUGUAGCAGGUAGAAUACAGCUCCUUAUCAUUUUAUGUACCAGAUCUUUUAUUACUGAACUAGCAACUAGCCUUUUCCACCUUUAAAAGUUGUGCCAAGUCGUAAUCAUAUUGUGUAUAACUUGGAAAUGGUGCUGUUUAAAAAACUUGUGUAUUUAUACAGUAA
Molecule: messenger RNA, 2002 nt
Organism: Callithrix jacchus (white-tufted-ear marmoset)
Lineage: Eukaryota; Metazoa; Chordata; Mammalia; Primates; Cebidae
Source: RefSeq, a predicted model, not a curated record